Oryzias melastigma (Indian medaka) is the source of this 381-nucleotide messenger RNA. Its product is annotated as myosin phosphatase Rho-interacting protein-like. Gene Ontology annotation, cellular component: actin cytoskeleton. The annotation marks the transcript as partial. The record is from RefSeq and is a predicted model, not a curated record. NCBI's taxonomy places the organism in Eukaryota, Metazoa, Chordata, Actinopteri, Beloniformes, Adrianichthyidae. Gene Ontology annotation, molecular function: actin filament binding. Gene Ontology annotation, biological process: actin filament organization. The transcript is spliced from 3 exons.
GGAGGAGCUGGUCUCCUGCCAGCGGGAGCUGGACGUUCUGUCCCAGCAGUUCUCCAUGAAAUGUCUGGAGAACCGGCAUCUAAUCCAGGCGCUGGACGCCGAGAGGAAGGCCUUGUGCCAGUGCCAGCAGGAGAACCAGGACCUACGGAGCAGAAACCAGGAGCUGAGUGGACAUCUGACUGCAGAGAUCAGCAGACUGUGUUCGGAGUCGCUGCUGCUCAGCCGGGAGGUGGGCGUGUACGAGAUGGAGGUCACCCUGAGAGUGAAAGACUCAGAAGUUCGUUAUCUGAAGCGGGAGAUUACGUCUCUGAGGGACAAGCUGCUUUCAGCUCUGAAGGUGUCGUCUCACACGGCGGCUGCAGCAUGUUUACAGCAUAGACU